Molecule: messenger RNA, 747 nt
Organism: Microthlaspi erraticum
Lineage: Eukaryota; Viridiplantae; Streptophyta; Magnoliopsida; Brassicales; Brassicaceae
Source: the annotation of a GenBank genome assembly
AUGAUAAUGAGAAGCGCGUCGUCACUGGACCUUAGCCUACGCGCAGCUCAGAAAUCGCCGGCUCCACGGUGUACAAACGGAGCUCGGGUUGUCACGGCGACAGCUCGAACCGUCUCUGCUUCUCCUCGGGGUUGUAAAUCGAUUCCCAGAGCUUCUUCUGAUGGAAACCUCUACGAGAUGCGAGCGAUUCAGGCGCCGGAGAGGAAAACGAGAACGACCGGCGUCUACUACGACGAAACGGCGUCUUCUAGAGUUUUGGAGAGAUCCGGUCUCCACCAGGGAGGUUCGAAUGGUGGAUUUGGCGGUAGAGGCGGAGACGAUAACGGAGGUGGCGAUGGUGGAGGAGGUGGAGGUGGGAGCGUAGAUGGUUAUUACGAAGAGAUGAUUCAACGUUAUCCUGGAGAUGCUCUUCUUCUCGCUAACUACGCUCGUUUCCUCAAAGAGGUGAAAGGAGAUGAGAGAAAAGCAGAGGAGUAUUGUGAGAGAGCCAUGUUGUCUGAGAACGGGAGAGAUGGAGAGAUGUUGUCUAUGUAUGGAGAUUUGAUUUGGAAAAAUCAUGGAGACGGUGUUCGUGCUCAGUCUUACUUUGAUCAAGCUGUUCAAUCUUCUCCUGAUGACUGUAAUGUUCUUGCGUCAUAUGCUCGAUUUCUGUGGGAUACCGAAGAAGAUGAGGAGGAAGAGGAAGAAAUUACAUAUGAGAAUGGUUUCUCUACCUAUAAUAACCCAUCUAUAUCAGUUGUGUCUUGA